AUGCCUGUCGAAGAACAGUUUGGAGUAUGGGACUACAGCGUCUUCUUUUCGAUGCUCCUCGCAUCGUCUGGCAUUGGGAUAUACUAUGCGUUUACGUCUUCGAGGAAGCCUCAGGCACCCAAGUCCAUGGGUGUGGUUCCAGUGGCGAUGUCCCUGAUCAGCACCUCUCUUUCUCCUGUCGCCAUGCUGGGCAUUCCGGCCGAGAUGUACUUCUUCGGUAUUCAGUUCAUCGUCAUCCAGUUGGGACUUCUGGUUACUGUGCUUCUGACGAACCAUGUUUACAUGCCGAUGUUCUACAAUCUUGACGUUACCAGCGCGUUUCAGUACCUCGAGCUACGAUUCAGUCGAACACUUCGAACAAUCUGUUCAGUUUGUUCAACGUUGCAGAUGGUUGUGUAUAUGGCAAUCGUACUCUACGGACCCGCUCUGGCUCUGCAACAAGUGACCGGGGUAAACCUGUGGCUGUCCGUGCUUUCUAUUGGCGCCGUUUGUACGUUCUACACCAGCAUUGGCGGCAUCAAGGCGAUAGUAAUGGCGGACGUUUUCAUGAGUUUCAUCAAGUACGCCUCCAUUGUUCUGCUCGCUGUGAAGGGAACUCUGGACGUCGGCGGGCCCGGCGUCGUCUUCCAAAAGAAUUUGAACACAGGAAGACUGCAGCUGCUGGACUUUCGGCCUGACCCGACUGUCCGUCAUUCCGUGUGGGCAAUGGUCAUUGGAGGCACCUUUCUAUGGCUCACACUCUACGCCGUCAAUCAGAGCUGGGUACAACGUUACCUCAGCAUGCCCAGUAUACAAGCAGUGCGAAGAGCCUUGUGGGUCAACCUCGUUGGAGUAGUGGCCCUCCAAAGUCUCCUGUGCUACGUGGGCCUCGUGAUCUUCGCCGCGUACAGCGACUGCGAUCCUGUCUCUACGAAACAAGUGACUGCCGCUGACCAAUUGGUGCCACUUCACGUGAUGGACAUUUUUGGAAGCUAUCCCGGUGUCCCAGGACUGAUUGUGUCCGGAAUCUUUAGUGGUGGCCUUAGUGGCGUGUCUGCCAGUCUUGCCUCCCUGGCAACGACGACGCUGCAGGACAUCAUCAAGACGUACAUCAAGCCUGAUCUCGGAGAUCGAGCAUCUGCCAUCACCCUGCAAAUUCUCACUGUUGUGUUUGGUGUGAUCGUCGUCGUCAUGGUAUAUGUGGCCCAGCAAAUGGGAGACGUUCUUCAGGCUGCACUGUCCGUCCUCGGCAUCGUGGGUGGACCCCUCGUAGGAGUGUUCACCCUGGGAAUAUUUGUACCCUUUGCCAAUGCGCUCGGAGCCAUCGUGGGCAUGAUAACAGCCAUGGCGACCCUGUCCUGGAUCACUGUGGGUGCCUACAUUCGGAGGCCAAUGCACCCAAGGCCUUCGGUGUUUGUUGAUGGAUGCACCGACCUUUACCUCAACGUCACGGGAGCCGAACACGCCACCUUGCCCAGCGCGGACGUUGAUGCUCAUAAUUUCCAGAUAGAGUACAUCUACAGGCUUUCUUAUCUCUGGUACAGCCUCCUUGGAGUUAUCAUCGUUCUUGUCUUAGGCUCCAUCAUCAGUGUUCUUACAGGUCGUCAGCCUGAACCGGUGGACGAACGUCUCUUGAACGGCGUCACGCGUCACUGCGCUUCUUGUCGAAGGACCGGACCCGAGGCCAGAGUCUCGAACGUUUCUAAUCAAGUUGCGUCGCGAAUGGAACAACAGUCAGCCGCAAAAUCAAGAAACGUGUUACCGGAAGUUACGCACCAAAUGCCCGAAACCUUCAUCCCACCACCCUAA
Molecule: messenger RNA, 1788 nt
Organism: Ixodes scapularis (black-legged tick)
Lineage: Eukaryota; Metazoa; Arthropoda; Arachnida; Ixodida; Ixodidae
Product: sodium-coupled monocarboxylate transporter 1
Exons: 15
Coding region: 1-1788 (595 amino acids)
Biological process (GO): transmembrane transport; sodium ion transport
Cellular component (GO): membrane
Molecular function (GO): symporter activity
Source: RefSeq, a predicted model, not a curated record